GGCAUCAAAUAAUUAUCUCUUACUCUGCUCCUGAGCUAGCAACCUGGCCAUGCGUAAAAGCCCUACUUUCUGAGCCCCGUUAAGGCACCUCGACUAAGACACAAAGAUGGUCGGCCCGCCAGUCAAAACAUCUGCGAAGAUUGACGGCAAGAUUAUUCGUGAUGACUGGGGGACCAACCCGCACCUCGUCGUCCCGCACGAGUUGGUCAAGCAGCAUCUCACCAAGGAGCUCGGAGGGCGGAACCUAUCCGUGACGCUUGAGUUCUUUUGCCCGUCCAGCGAUGGCAAGGCACCGGGGCCAGACGCCGUGCCCGUGAAGGUCAAAUACACGCUGUUGGAGAGGCGCGGCGAGCACAGUGAGGAGCUGGGCCGCUUCGACCUGACGCGAGUGGCCAAGGCGCUGGGCUCGCUUGCCGAAUUCGGUGACGAGGUUGAGCUCUGGUGCGCCGUCCAGCUGGACCGCUUCGUGGUCAAGGUGGUGAAGGAGACGUGCCCGGCGUGCGGGAAGGAGGCGGCGCUGGAGGAGCACGGUCAGACCUACAUCUGCGAGCAGUGCGAGCGCAGCUGGCACCUCACCUGCAGCAACUGGCCCUCCAAGCCGCUCACCUCACGUGACAAGUUCUUCUGCAAGGAGUGCCGCCCGGACCUGGCCAAGCUGCAGCCGCAGCCGCAGCCGGCGCAGCAAGCUCAAGCGUUGCAGCUCGCAAAGAGGAGCACCCGGCGCGCCGGGGCUACAGCGACGACAGAAGGCGACGGCGGGACGGCGGCGGCAGCGGCGGCGGCGGACGACGCCGGGGUAGCGCGGCCGGGGGCAGCGGGCGGCUCGGGCGGUGCUGCGGCUGCACCUGCGGCGGCGGCGGCGGGACCGUCAGCACCAUCGGCUGACGGCGGCCGUAGCUAUCUGCGACCUCCUCGCAGCGCCGCCGCGGCCGCCACAGCUCCGGCUGCGGCCCCGGCUGUAGCCCCGAGUGCAGCUCCAGCUGUGGCUCCGGCUGAGGCUCCGGCUGACGCACGCGGCGGCGCCGUACGGGGCAUAGGCAGCGGUGGCGCAGGCGCCGCUGCGCCGGCCAGGCAGCAGCAGGGGCAGACACUUGCGUCUGUGACGGACCUAUUUGCUGGUCUGGAGGGCGGUGCGGGUAGCAGCGCCGGCGCCGCGCCCAGCGUCUUCGUGAGGGCCCGCAAUGGCGCCAUCCGUCCGGGUGGCAGUGCGCCCAUGCCGGCGGAGGCGACGGUGCGCGCGGCGGCUGCGGCUGCGGCUGCGGCGGCUGCUGCGGCGGCUGGGGCGCAACACGUCCCAGCCGUGGCGGAGGAUGAUGCGGCGGCGGGCGCGGAGGCCGGCGCGCAGCAGGAGGGCGAGGAGGAGCGGCGGCCCGCAAAGCGGGCCCGGUGGCACCGUGGCGCAGGCGCCGCAGCUCAGGACGGCGACGGCUCGGAGUUUGCCGACGACGAGGGCAGCCCGGUGGAUGCGGGCGCGGCGGGGGGAGGAAACGAGCGCGCCGCAACGCAGGGCGGCGGAGCCGCCGCGGGCCGCGAGGUGCCUCGGCCCCGCCGCAGCCACGACAUGCGGCAGCAGCUGGCCGCGGCGGCUGGGAGCCCGGGCGCGGGCGCCUCUGCCGCCGGCGCUGCUGGCACUGCUGGCGCGGCGCCGGGCGCUGGACUGUCCCCGCUGGCGGAGGUGCCGGCGGCAGAGCUGGCCGCGGCGGACCUGUCCCCGCCGGCGCAGCCGCCCCGUGCGCGGCACAAGCAGCUGCACCAGCAGCUGCAGCUGCAAGCGGCUCAUCAGCAACAGGUGCAGCAGCAACAACCGCAGGUGCCGCCGCAGCAGCACCAGCAGCAGCACCACCACCAGCAGCAGCACCAGCAGCAGCACGAGGAGGAGGCCGUGGCGGCUGCCGGCUACGAUGGUGGCGCCUACGACAACGGCUAUGAGGAGGCCGCCUUCGAGGCCGGCGCCCACCAGCAGCAGGACGCUGGGGCCUGGGGUGUCGGCGACGAGGGCUACGAGGAGCAGCAGGGGCAGGAAGGCCAGGAGGGCCAGGAGGGUGCGGCUGCGGAAGGCCUCCACUACAACGGCGCCGGGCAGGGCUACGCGGGCGGCGCGGCAGGCAUGUAUGCUGGCGCGGGCGCGGGCCCGGGCGCGGCGGACGUCCUGGGCGUGGAGCAGCAGCAGGCAGCGGGGCUGGGGACGGGCGCAGGGCCGCAGGUCGCGUUACUGGACCUGCAGCGCGUGCAGCUGGCGGCGGCUGAGGGCGAGAUCCAGGCGCUGAGGCAGCAGCUGCUUCAGGUCGCGGGCGCCACUGAACAAGAGCGGGCUGAGCUGCAACAGAGAGUGCAGCAGCAGCAGGCGCAGUUGCAGGCGCGCGCCGCGGAGGCGGAGGCGGUGCGGGCGGAGCUUGAGGAGGCGCGGCGCGUGGCAGAGGCUGCGGAGGAGGAGCUGCAGCAGCUGCGCGCGGAAAGGCAAGCAGCGGCGGCAGCGACGGCGGCGGCUGAGGCAGAGCGCGCAGCGCUGCGGAAUCAGGUGGCCUCGCUGCAGGCGCAGGCGCAGCAGAUGCAGGCGCCGCAGCCGCAGCAGCUGCAACAGGAGGCAGCGGCGGCGGGAGCGGCGGCGGCGGGAGCGGCGGCGGCACCGCAGGCGCAGCAGCACGGCGAGGCGGCGGGCCCGCCGCUGCCGCGCCCCGCCGGCCUCGCCCGCGCCAAUAUGGACAAAUACGUGAACGGGCUGGAGACGACCGUCGCGCGGCUGCGGCAGGAGAACGAGCGCCUCCAGGCCGAGAACCUGCGCAUCACGUCCAACCGUAACGCCAGCAGCGGCCGACUGGAGCGUGAGAGCGCCUACUGGCAGAGCACCGCCAGCGACGCGAUCCGGGGGCCGGGCGCCAACCCGCAGCUGCUGGCGCUGGACAUGGAGGCGGGGGCGGCGGCCGUGGCGGCCGCGGCGGGUGCACAGGGGCAGCAGGACGGGGCGGGUGGUGGUGGAGUUGGUGGUGGUGCGGCGGCGGCACCAGGUGGUGGCAGCGGUGGGGCGGGUGCAGGAGUGGUGGGAGGCGCGGUGGCGGCAGCGGUGCCGCCGGCGGCGGCGGCGGCGGUGCCAGUGGCGGUGGCACCGGCGGCGGCACCAGCGGCUGCGCGGGCACCCGCUGCCGGGCUCGGCGGCGCUGCUGGCGGUGCCGGUCCCGCUGGCGGUGGCGGCGCGUAGAGGCACGGACAUGAUAGGGUGCGAGAGAGCAUGGUGGAGGCGAGUGGUGGGCAGAACAACGACAAAGCGAGGCAGGGGUUUGCGGACGCAGUAUUAGAGAAAGAAUGACACGGCGGUGCUGUAGCUCGAGACCCUUCGGUGGCAUACCGCACAACUCAUGUAGGGUAUUCCUCUGUGCGUGCUUUGGCUUCUCUUGAUUUGUGCAUAUCUUUCGUGCACAUAUGAUAAUGGGCGAAUGGCACUUCUUGCCCGAAUGACUUGUCGCGCCGGGGCAGCCUGGCAUGUGCGCUGCAUUAUUACCGAGGCCCUCUGGCGGCGUACCGUACAACCACUGCGUAUUUCUCCAGGCAUGCUUUGCUGUUUGCAAGCAGUCAGCUGCAUCUGAAAUGUGUGUAUGCAGGUGUGCGCGAAGUGUGGACAGUGGCUGCUCGGUAACGGGCAGCGCUGCCUGCAAGUGGUGAUUCCGUUUGGUGGCUCGCGUGCCCGCGAUGUCCAAGUGUGCCAACACUGCGGGACUGUGUGGGUAAGCCAGGGGGGGGGGGUAGGAACAAACUUUUUUGACCCCAUGCCACAAAACCUCCCGGACCCCCCGACCGACCGACCGACCGAACCCCCCUGCCGUACGACCCUCAAAACACCCCUCAGAACCCCUUAGUUUUUUGUCAGGUUGGUGCCAAUGGACUGCUCUCGGUGAGCUCUAUCGCUAUGUAAAUGAUCCGCCUU
Chlamydomonas reinhardtii is the source of this 3919-nucleotide messenger RNA. RefSeq lists its product as uncharacterized. Lineage: Eukaryota; Viridiplantae; Chlorophyta; Chlorophyceae; Chlamydomonadales; Chlamydomonadaceae. Bases 107 to 3196 code for a protein of 1029 amino acids. Gene Ontology annotation, molecular function: ubiquitin protein ligase activity; chromatin binding. Gene Ontology annotation, cellular component: ubiquitin ligase complex; PcG protein complex. The transcript is spliced from 7 exons. The record is from RefSeq and is a predicted model, not a curated record.